GUCACAGCUCAAGCUGAAACUAAUAUGUAUUCUGAAGAAGUCAAGAAAGCAAACUUUGAAUUGGAUGAACUGAGAUACCUAGUCCAUGGCGGAAAGCAGGAAUACGAUGAGAUGAACAAGAUUUAUGGCCUGAUUAAGAACAAUCCGAAUAUUAGGCAUAAAAGCACAGAGAGAGACCUUGACAGGCAUGAUAAGAUGGCAGAGAUUUAUAGAAGAGUUCCAGAGAUUAGGAAAAUGGUGGAGGAAAAUAAUAUUAAAAGACCAGAUUUUUUGAAUUAUAGUGCUUAUGGGGUCUCGUAUAACUCUGCUUACGCUUUUAAUGUUCACCAUGGUAUGUUUACCGCUAUAAUUAACAUUCUUGGCUCAAAAGAGCAAGUUGAGAAGUAUUACGAAAAGGCAUGCUCAGAAGAAAUCAUUGGGUGUUAUGCCCAAACAGAAGUAGGCCAUGGCUCAGAUGUCCAAGGACUGAUGACUACAGCAACUUUUGAUAGAGAAAACCAGGAGUUCAUCCUCCAUUCUCCUAAUGUAAAGUCAUAUAAGUUCUGGCCAGGAGAACUAGGGCUUAGUUGCACACAUGCAGUAGUAUUUGCAAGGCUUAUAAUUGACGGCGAUGAUUAUGGAGUCAAUGUCUUCUUUGCCCCGAUCAGGGACGAAGUAACCCACAAACCCUUGGAAGGUAUAGAAGUUGGUGAAAUCGGCCCAAAAGCUGGAUAUACUACUAAAGAUAAUGGAUACCUAGCAUUUAAUCAGUUCAGAAUCCCAAGAAAAGCUAUACUUUCAAGAUAUGUGAAUGUUACCAAAGAUGGUAUGAUUACUCUAGAGGGCGAUCCCAAGAUAGCAUAUGCCACGAUGUUGUUGAUAAGAGUCACAUUACUCAGAUUCAGUUGGCAAGCAUUAUUUUAUGGUAUCUACUAUACACUAAACUAUGUAACCUUCCGUUCACAGUUUAAAUCUAUACCAGGAUCUGCAGAGGAACGAAAGCUUAUUGAUUACCAAGCCACACAGAAGAAGUUGAUUCCAAUAAUUUCCUUUACGUUUGGCAACCUUUUUGGCUACAUCAGAUGUUUCAAGAUGUAUAACCAAAUGCAAGAGGAGAUCAAGGAUGGCAAUUUCAAACUUAUGAAGAAGCUUCAUACACUUUGCUGUUCCUUCAAGGCCUACUACAUGGAUGAGUGCUAUGAAUCACUUAAGAUUUUGAGAGAGCUCUGUGGAGCUCAUGGAUAUUGGAACAAAUCGGGAUUUGAUUUCCUCCUCGAUGUUAAGUCUGCUCAUGUUACUCUUGAAGGCGAUGCUGUUGUCAUGUUCCAGCAGACUGCGAGGGACUUGUUUAAAAAGAAAAAGAAACAGGAAGAAAGUAUUAAAUUAUUGUCAAAUCCAGAUAUUCAUGAAAUUGAUACCCUCUUAGAACUCCUGAAGGCUUGUGCCUAUUGUCAAAUGUAUAAGACCAGAAAGGAUAUGGAUAAAGACACUGAAACUCCUGAAUCUAUCAAAUGGAACAAGGUAUACCUUGUAGAUAUAAUUAAAUCAGCCAAGUACCACGCCAUUUAUAAAACUGCUAAGAUAACGAGUGAAGAAAUUAUUGACGCAAAUCUUUCGGAAAAUUUGACUAAUAAUUUGCAGGCUCUCUGCAAAAUAUUUAUAUGUGAUAAUAUUUUAAAACACGGCCAAGAAGCAUUUAUCCAAGGUUAUCUCACUACAGAGACAAUGUUCAGCAUAAAAGAUGAAAUGGAUAUCUUAUUUGGAUACAUCAGACCUCAGCUCUCAGCUCUAAUUGAAGGGACUCACUUUGAAGACAAAGACAGCUUCUCCGUCUUGCUCCAAGAUGGCAAGAAUGCUUAUGAGAACUUCUACGAAGAAGUUGCUAAAAACCCGCUUAACAAAUCAGAGAAAUUAGAGGCUUAUGAUACCUAUCUGAAACCUUUGUCUCAAAAACUGAUAUCAAGGUUGUAA
Molecule: messenger RNA, 1950 nt
Organism: Moneuplotes crassus
Lineage: Eukaryota; Ciliophora; Spirotrichea; Euplotida; Euplotidae
Source: the annotation of a GenBank genome assembly